Molecule: messenger RNA, 1446 nt
Organism: Alligator sinensis (Chinese alligator)
Lineage: Eukaryota; Metazoa; Chordata; Crocodylia; Alligatoridae
Product: zinc finger protein RFP-like
Exons: 7
Coding region: 1-1446 (481 amino acids)
Molecular function (GO): zinc ion binding; protein binding
Source: RefSeq, a predicted model, not a curated record
AUGGCUGCCGGAAGCUCUGUGCAAAGCCUCCAGGAAGAAGCGACCUGCUCCGUCUGCCUGGACUUCUUCAGGGAUCCGGUGAUGAUCAUGGGCUGUGGGCACAACUUCUGCCGAGCCUGCAUCACCCAGUGCUGGGAGGGGGCUGAGACAGAUGUCACCUGUCCUCAGUGCAGACAGACCUUUCCCCAGAGGACCCUGGGCCCAAACAGGCAGCUGGCGAAUUUUGUAGAAAUAGCCAAACAACUGUGUGUGCAGGCAGUGAAAGGGGCAGGAGGGGAGCGGGUGUGUGAGGAGCAUGGGAAGGCUCUGAAGCUCUUCUGCGAGACAGACCAGAUACUGAUGUGCGUGAUCUGCCGAGAGUCCCGGGCACACCGAACUCACCCUGCAGCUCCCGCCCAGGAGCCUGCCCAGCAGUACAAGGAACAAAUUCAGACUCAUUUGGAGGUUCGAAGGCAAGAGAGAAAGAGACUUGAAGCACUGAGAGCGAAUGAAAAACAGAAACACCAGGAAUAUCAGGAAAAGGCAGAAGUGGAGAAGCAGAAGAUUGUGGCUGAAUUUGAACGACUGCGCCAGUUUCUGGAGGAACAAGAGCGUCUUCUGCUGGCCAAGUUGGGAGAGCUGGAGAGGGAGAUUGAGAAGAGUCAGGAGGAGAGGGACACCAAACUCACUGGGGACAUUUCAUGUCUCAGCAGCCUGAUCGGGGAGCUGGAGGGGAAGUGCCAGCAGGCAGCCAGUGACCUCCUGCAGGACAUCAGGAGCACAUUGAGCAGGUGCGAGAAGGGGCAGGUCCAGCUGCCAGUGGGGAUUUCCCAAGAAAUAGAAACAAGACUCAGAAAGUUGUCUGGACAAAAUCUAAAUCUAAAGGAGACUUUGAGGCAGUUUCAAGAAGCUCUGCUGUCCGAACUGGAGAAGGAAUCAUACGCAAAGGUGACGGUGACUCUGGAUCCAGACACAGCUCAUCCUGAUCUCAUCCUGUCUGUGGGUGGGAGAAGUGUGAGCUGCGCAGAAACACAGCAGUGUCUGCCCAACAAUUCUGAGAGAUUUGAUGUAUAUGAGUGUGUGCUGGGCCAUGAGAGAUUCACUUCUGGUAGACACUACUGGGAGGUGGAGGUGGAGGAGGGGGAGUGGGCCGUGGGGGUCGCCAGAGAGUCUGUGAGAAGGAAGGAAGACAUCAGCCUUAGCCCUGAGGAGGGGAUCUGGGCUGUGGUGCACUGUGAUGAUCAGCUGUGGGCUCUCACUACCCCUGAUCUAACCCUGUUCUGCCUGUGCUGGGUGCCCAGCAGGGUGCGGGUCUGUCUGGACUAUACAGCGGGGCUGGUGUCAUUCCUUGAUGCUGACACCGAGGCCUCGAUCUUCACCUUCCCGCCAGCCUUGUUCGCUGGGGACACAAUCCGGCCCUGGCUCGGUGCGUUGGAGGCUGGAUCCAAGCUCAGACUGUGUAAUUGA